GACAGCUUUAAACGGGGCAGAUUGCUUGGUCGUCCCCGUGAAACGUCCUUUUAACGUGUCCUUCUGCUGCGUAGUAGGUUUGACGCACCUUUUCCGACCAUUUUAACUUAUGCAUGCUGUGCCACUCUAGCGACAACGCUAACGGCUAAGCCGCGAUUUUGUGAAGUUGACGAGAUAAACGUGCCCUUAUUCACAGGUGCACCUGCGGAGCGCGCGAAAUGGACAGCAAGCACUGCAUUACAACUGGCAUACUUACAGUGAGUGACAGAUGCUCCAGAGGUGAGGCCGAGGAUUCUAGCGGGAGGAACCUGGAAGCAGUGGUGAAUGCGAAAACGCUGAUAAAUGGAAAGGUUGUUGCUCGGCACUGUGUUCCAGAUGACAUUGAAGACAUCAAAAGGACACUGUUACAAUGGAGCGAUGUUGAGAAGGUCAACCUCAUCCUAACAACGGGUGGCACAGGUUUCUCAGCAAGAGACGUUACACCCGAGGCUACAAGAGCAGUUAUAACGAAAGAGGCGCCAGGCAUCGCAAUUGCUAUUAUCCAGAAAUCCCUGAGCAUCACUCCAAUGGCAAUGCUUUCAAGGCUCGUAUGUGGCAUUCGAAAUCAGUCUCUCAUAAUCAACCUCCCAGGAAGCCGCAAAGGGGCACAGGAGUGCUUUGAAUUUGCGAGUCCUGCCAUCCCACAUGCAGUUGAUCAACUUCAGGAGCGCAAAAUGAAGACAGACAAGCUGCACAGUUUGCUUUCUGUGUCUGGAUCUCCAUCUCCAGCCACUGUGAGUCAUGGCUGCCAGUGCACGGCAGAGGGAUCUCAAAGCAGCACUGUUGCCUCUCGCCCGAGGCAUUCUCCCUAUCCACUGAUCUCCGUUGCUGAUGCUCAAGCCAUAGUACUGGAGCAGUGUUCCGAGAUUGGUGUCGAGCAAGUAUCAUUUCAAGUGGCCUGUGGACGAAUAUUGGCAGAGGAUGUGCACGCCACAGACCCCUUGCCACCGUUUUCAGCAUCUAUCAAGGAUGGAUAUGCUGUUAUUGCUUCAGAUGGUGACGGACCACGAGAGGUGGUUGACGCCAUCCCAGCAGGCUCCAAUCCUCUGCAUCGCGUCAAGCCUGGACAAUGUGUGAGAAUCAGCACGGGUGCCCCAGUCCCAGAACCCUGCGAUGCUGUGGUACAGGUGGAAGACACUGAGCUCAUUCAAGCGUCGGAAGAUGGCUCCCAGGAAUUCAAAGUGAACAUAUUAGUUGCCCCUACAGUCGGACAGGAUAUUCGUCCAGUGGGAUCGGACAUUCAAAGAGGACAGCGCAUCUUGACACAAAGAAUGAAGCUCAGCCCUUCAGACUUGGGUUUGCUUGCCACCAUUGGCACAAACACAGUCGCAGUAUACAGACUUCCUCAAGUGGCCGUCCUGUCCACUGGAAACGAGAUUGUGGCCCCAGACAGUGCGUUAAAGCCGGGCCAGAUAAGGGACAGCAACAAGACAACACUCAUCACUUUGUUGCAAAAAAGUGGAUUUCCAGUGUUUGAUGCUGGAAUUGCACGUGAUGAGUUUGAAGACCACGUAAGGAAAUUGAAGAAUGCUUUUAAUGUAACCGAUGUGGUCGUCUCAUCGGGAGGUGUAUCUAUGGGAGAAAAGGACCUUCUGAAAGCAGUACUCGUCAAGGAGUUCUCCGCUACCAUCCACUUUGGGCGAGUCCUUAUGAAGCCUGGGAAGCCGACAGCGUUUGCAUCCCUUGUGUACGGUGACAAGCUCAAGCUUGUCUUUGGCCUUCCGGGCAAUCCGGUGUCGGCAGCCGUCACGUGCCAGCUCUACGUCUUGCCCGCACUAAGAAAGAUGUCUGGACAUGCCACGGUUCAUCCGACAUCCAUCAGAGCAAAGCUUGCAGAGGACAUGGUCCUGGACCCAAGGCCAGAGUAUCACAGGGCAGUGCUGUCCUGGUCCGAGGACUGUGCACUACCAGUUGCUAGGAGCACGGGCAAUCAAAUCAGCAGCCGGCUGCUCAGCUUACAGGGAGCCAAUGCCCUUCUAGUGCUGCCCGCAGCCACGACUGAAACAAAAGCCCUUCCAGCAGGAACUGUUGUGACUGCACUCGUUACCGACACGAUUUAAAAAGCACUUGAGCUGUACUGUCACUUAUGUGCUCGUUACUACCACUGCCGAUUCAAAAACGUGCAUUUGUAUUCUUUUUUACAUUGUUCAUAUUGCAAUAAAGUUGAGCACAAAAACAUUC
This is a messenger RNA of Rhipicephalus sanguineus (brown dog tick), 2220 nucleotides long. It is a transcript of the gene cin, whose product is annotated as gephyrin. Gene Ontology annotation, molecular function: molybdopterin molybdotransferase activity. Gene Ontology annotation, cellular component: postsynaptic membrane; cytosol; postsynaptic specialization. The coding region runs from base 219 to 2099 and encodes 626 amino acids. Gene Ontology annotation, biological process: glycine receptor clustering; Mo-molybdopterin cofactor biosynthetic process; gamma-aminobutyric acid receptor clustering. The record is from RefSeq and is a predicted model, not a curated record. The transcript has 19 exons. NCBI's taxonomy places the organism in Eukaryota, Metazoa, Arthropoda, Arachnida, Ixodida, Ixodidae.